CCAUCCCCCGCAUACCCCACUCGUACUCAAUCUCAACUAUCAUGGAUCGCUUCUUGGCCCCUCACACUCCUGAAGCUAUCGCCCACUCUCAAGUCACUGAAAGCCACAGUGGCUGGGACGUCGAGCAUGCUUCGUUGAACGAAGCCCUCACCGCUCAAUGUGCAUCAUACCAGGCCUUGGCCCGCUAUCUCACAGGAGCAGACAUUGUGUUCAUACCCCGUACCCGCCGCGAGCUCGACAGUAUCUUGAGAAGAUACUCGUACGAUGCCAUCCACAACAUCAUCGCUCGCGCUCGUAAUACGCUGCAGCCCGGCGGUUACAGUCGCAUCUGUCACAUGUCGGAACAGUCCAUCCGUAAUGUCUUAAGCACUGGCGACAACACCGCCUCCCUCCUCUCCCUGCACAAUCCUCCCCCAAGCGAGCAUGUUAUCCACGACAUGGAGUCCGCUCCUCGCUUCAUCAGGAGCAACUGAUCGUCGUGUCGUAUAGAUUUAUAGUUCGUCCGUUGCAUCGUAACCUCGCUCUCUGUCACAUAGUCCUAUCGUCGUCGCACCGUCGCUUGUACCAAGUCAAAGCCAAAGCAGAACCCCUUGUACAUUCGCAUCUGUAUCACCACCUGUCUCAUGAUAGUAUCUUAUUAGAAUCCCAGCCUCUCUCCCAUUAGUUGUACAUGCUUUACUAGCUUUAGCCCUUGCCUUGCUGGACCGAUGGCCUUCUCUUACUGUAAUAUGUCUACCACUUCCUUCUAUAAUGC
Molecule: messenger RNA, 754 nt
Organism: Stereum hirsutum FP-91666 SS1
Lineage: Eukaryota; Fungi; Basidiomycota; Agaricomycetes; Russulales; Stereaceae
Exons: 4
Coding region: 42-473 (143 amino acids)
Source: RefSeq, a predicted model, not a curated record